Messenger RNA from Mya arenaria, 1636 nucleotides. RefSeq lists its product as uncharacterized. The transcript is spliced from 5 exons. NCBI's taxonomy places the organism in Eukaryota, Metazoa, Mollusca, Bivalvia, Myida, Myidae. Bases 450 to 806 code for a protein of 118 amino acids. The record is from RefSeq and is a predicted model, not a curated record.
GGAGAUGUGAUGUUAAUCUACUUGUCUAGUUUCAUAUAAACUCAUUCAUAUAAAUUUGUCAGUACCAGUAGUCGGUUUCUACUAUUUCUUUUAAUCAAUUAAUAUUACAUUAACCUUUGUCAAUGUUUGAAAAUGAGAAUCUUGGUGUGUUACCACAGCAAUGCAUGGUUUUAUUUCGUGCAUUCAUAAUCCGACCAAUAUCUGGAUUACUACGUAAGAGUGGAAGUACUUGCGUGAUUUAAUUGAUUUUUCUGGUAGGCGUAUGGAGGGAUUAAAGAUUCGGAGGACAUCUAUAAUCUGAGUAAUGAACCAAGCCUUCACUAUAAGAUAAGAUACAUUUCCAACUAAAGCUCAGUUUCAGUAUCUAAAGUAUCACUGACUUUACUUAAUUCACUUAUUUAUACGUGUGGAGUAUUCAUCUUAUUUGAGGAAAAUAGAUCGAACACAAUAUGAGACAGUUUGUCGUGUUGGUUCUGACUGUUUUCGGAAUGGACGUUGUAUGUGUAUCAGGAAAGUCCUUCCACUAUUUGGAAAGUGCCCAAAAGUUCGGACAAGACAACCUGUGCAAGACUUAUGAUCAGAGACAGAUGCUCCAGAGGGCAAUACUUGGCAAGGUCUGUUCAUCAUCUGACACAGGAAUUAUAAAUGAUGACUUCAUAAUGUACGUAGUCCACACUCUAUGCAAAGAUACAGGUGGCUGGCUCGCUGAUUGGGUGCUCAAACACGUUGAUAUGGAUGGCGAUGGACGGGUAUCCCAUUUUGAGGAAAAUAUGUUCUACAAUGACUACGAGCUGUCACCAAACUAGGAACAAUAUUAUUGUACUAUUGAACACAUCCGGUUUUGUUUGAAUAGCUUUCGGAUUGCUGGUAAAUCCGUUCUGUAUUUCCAACCUUUAUGGGACACUUCUGGUGAUUUGCCAGGGUUGUGGAUUGCUGGUCAAUCUGUUAUGUAUUUCCAACCUCUAUGGGACACUUUUGGUGAUUUGCCAGAAUUGUGGAUUGCUGGUCAAUUCGUUUUGUAUUUCCAACCUUUAUGGGACACUUCUGGUGAAUUGCCGGGGUUGUGGAUUGCUGGUCAAUCCGAUUUGUAUUUUCAAACUUUAUGGGACAUUUCUGGUGAACGACCAUGGUUGUGGAUUGCUUCUCAAUCCGUUCUGUACUCUCAGCCAUUUAAACUCUUAUGUUUAAUUUGUAGAUUGGCUUUUAUGACCACCAAUGAACUUUCUAUAUGUAAUAUGUCUUGCUAUUUGUGUCAUUCAUUUUCAUUUUACUCUCGUUUUAAUGAAUAGUUAUUUAUUGUGUAUGACUACUUUAAAUGUAUCUUAACUGUUUAUUCUGUUCGUUUUAUUUCUGCAGUAAAAGAGUUGAUUAUUUACUACAAUCUGUAAGACUAUAUAUGAAUACAACGAAGGGAAAUAAUUUUAAACUUUUGUUCCUCUUCAAUUGAGUAGUAUAUAACUUGUGGUUUUCUAAUGUGUAAGUUAAUGACAGAAACAAGAUAUAUUGAUCUAUUUCGCAGCUCGUAUUUUAGUUUUUUAUUAUAACUGAAAUCGGUCAUGCAUUAGGCUUUCGGUAUUUUUGUAUUGUAUCUAUAUGUUUUUGGUGUUAAGACUAUAAUAAAUGUAUUUAUAAACAA